AUGCGUUUCAAGAUUACAUGGGCGGCUCUUCAUGUCGCUUCAUCCUUUGGUCAUUCGGAUAUUGUUCGAAUUCUUCUGCAUGAACGAGGUGUAAUGAAACAUCGAAGAAACCGCGACGUCAUCCAUGGCGAUCAAAGAGGCAGCGAGAAUAAGAAGAAUGACGAUGAGUCACCGUCAAAAAAAUGGGUUGAUUUAGUGGCAGAUGAAAAUCACACUAGAGGAUUACAAAUAAGUCAAACAGUUGGAAAGACUCUAUUUUGUUCGCCAUUUGUUCGAUCAAUUACGUUUGCUAUGUUCAAUUGUUUACUCAAUGAUCAAUUCGCACCUUUUGAAAAUGAGGCAUCCGUGAGAGAUUUUCUACUACGUCUUAUUGAUACGCACGUGACUCGUAAUGAUCCGGAAUAUAACAAAGCAUGUGAACUGGUGAACGAAUUUGCUCAAACAAAACGAAUUGAGCCAUUGUUACGUCUUUACACACUUGAAACGCCCUUGUAUCGUCAAUUACACUACGAAUCACAUGCAUGGCUUCUUCCACUUAUUUGUCACUUUAACAAUCUAAAACCACGAUUCUUUCAAGGGACAUCCUGUCGUGGUUUAUCGAUGAAAUCGCAAGAAUUGCGAGCCUAUCGAUUGGCAUGUGGAAAAUCAUCGUGCAUCAUUCGAACAAACACAUUUUGUUCAACAUCCAGUGAUCGUCAUGUUGCUGAAGAAUUUUCAAAUGAGUGCUCCAAUAGUGACCUGAUCCAUGUUCUGAUGAUAUUUGAAUUUCUCCAUCUUUUCCCGCUUUUAUUGUGUAAUGCAAGCACUUUUGUGAAUACGGAUGCCAUUGAAAGGCAAAUAAAGCACACAUUCAGAAAUAAGUUUAGUGAAUUGUUCGGUUAG
Molecule: messenger RNA, 882 nt
Organism: Rotaria socialis
Lineage: Eukaryota; Metazoa; Rotifera; Eurotatoria; Philodinida; Philodinidae
Source: the annotation of a GenBank genome assembly